Molecule: messenger RNA, 14572 nt
Organism: Leucoraja erinaceus (little skate)
Lineage: Eukaryota; Metazoa; Chordata; Chondrichthyes; Rajiformes; Rajidae
Gene: sv2ca
Product: synaptic vesicle glycoprotein 2Ca
Exons: 13
Coding region: 632-2791 (719 amino acids)
Biological process (GO): transmembrane transport; chemical synaptic transmission
Cellular component (GO): membrane
Molecular function (GO): transmembrane transporter activity
Source: RefSeq, a predicted model, not a curated record
UGAUCAGCAGUUGUCAUAGACCAUCUCGCCGGGGAAAUGUAUUUGAGCCGGUGGAAAGGGCGCUUGUGCAGUGUGGAACUAGCAGUGGCCAGCGCGCUUUGUGUUUUAGGUAUCCAAGACACGUCCGAUUGAGCCGAGGUCCGGGUUAGUCUUGUGUUAACUUACUGCCGCAGAGAGACUGAGUCAUCUCGGAGCUGUCAUUUCAGCACCGUGCAGAUAGACGCAGAAUAUCAGGAGCGCAACGGCAAACACCAACAAAUCUCAAGUCAGCCUGCGUUUUGAACGACUUUGCGAUCCGAUAGUGUAACUUCACGGGGUCUUAGAAAAGUUGACUUUUGUCUUUUGGCCACAACGGUGCAAAGGGAGGUGACAUUAACUUUAAAAAUCGCUCUUGUUUGACCGCGUUGCAGAAGUGCUGACGAUGGGAAUAUAAACAAUAUAAAGUCCCCAAUUACCAACCGAGAACACUGAAAACCCGCUGCUAAACACACUAGAUUUUUGUGUGUGUUCAAGAAGAACUGAAUGUCAGAUCUCCAAACUCAAGGCUCCAAAUUUGGACAGCGGUUCUUAAUCUUUGUUUCAUCGCACUCGGUGUGUUCGCUGGCGGAAGGCGUUUAAGAUUGGAGGAAGGAUGGAUGAUGCGUACAGGGACAGGACUACCCUGGCGAGGGGCGCCAAAGACAUGGCCAAAGAAGUUAAGAAGCAAACGGUGAAGAAGGCCAAUGCCGGCGGCGAAUACACCAAGACAACUUACGCCAACUUUCAAGACGACGAGGGCUACAACUAUGGCAAAGCGACUCACGGAGAGGGUCCGCCAGAGGACGAGGGCUCCAGUGAUGCCACAGAAGGGCACGACGAGGAGGAUGAGAUCUACGAGGGGGAGUACCAGGGGAUCCCAGACACCUGCCAGAGGAAGGAGAACCAGGUCGCCAUUGGGCAACUUGUCUCAGACGACUACAAGGACCGCGAAGAGCUGGACGCCGAGAGGAGAGCUGACGAAGAGGAGCUGGCCCAACAGUACGAGCUGAUCAUUCAGGAGUGCGGUCAUGGCCGCUUCCAGUGGGCACUCUUCCUUGUCCUGGGAUUGUCCCUCAUGGCUGAUGGAGUGGAAGUGUUUGUGGUGGGUUUUGUCCUGCCGAGUGCCGAGACAGAUAUGUGCGUAGAAAAAUCCACUACUGGUUGGCUGGGCAGUAUCGUGUACCUCGGGAUGAUGCUGGGAGCUAUUUUCUGGGGCGGUUUAGCAGACAAGAUGGGCCGACGACAAGCCCUCAUUAUUUGUAUGUCCGUCAAUGGAUUCUUCGCCUUUCUAUCAUCAUUUGUCCAGGGUUACGGCCUCUUCCUCUUCUGUCGAUUCUUUGCUGGAUUCGGGAUUGGAGGAGCGGUUCCUAUCGUGUUUGCCUACUUUGCUGAGGUCCUGGCACGGGAGAAGCGGGGUGAGCACCUCAGCUGGCUCUGCAUGUUCUGGAUGAUCGGAGGGAUCUACGCAUCUGCCAUGGCCUGGGCCAUCAUUCCUCACUACGGUUGGAGUUUCAGCAUGGGUUCUGCGUACCAGUUCCACAGCUGGCGAGUGUUUGUCGUUGUCUGUGCUCUGCCCUGUGUCUCCUCGGUCGUGGCCCUCACCUUCAUGCCUGAAAGUCCUCGAUACCUGCUGGAGGUGGGGAAGCACGACGAGGCCUGGAUGAUCCUGAAACAGAUCCACGACACGAACAUGAGGGCACGGGGACAACCAGAGAAAGUGUUCACAGUCAAUAGAAUCAAGACCCCGAAACUGAUCGAUGAAUUGAUAGAGAUACAGACGGACACGGGCACCUGGUAUAUGAGAUGGUUUGUUCGAGUCAAAACAGAGUUCCAUGGAAUUUGGUUGACAUUCAUGAGAUGUUUUGACUACCCUGUCAAGCGAAACACCAUUCUGCUGAUUAUAGUUUGGACAACCUUGUCAUUUGGUUACUAUGGUCUCUCUGUCUGGUUUCCUGACGUCAUCAAGCACCUUCAAGCCGAUGAGUAUGCAUCCCGGGUGAAAAAGUUUUAUGGAGAAAGAGUCGAAGAUUUUGUGUUCAACUUUACGCUGGAGAACCAAAUCCACACAAAUGGAGAGUACAUCAAGGACAGGUUCAGCAUCAUGAAGUUUAAAUCGGUAAUCUUUGAAGAUUCCCUCUUUAAGAACUGUUAUUUUGAAGAUGUGACAUCUAUAUCGACCUAUUUUAAGAACUGCACAUUUACAGAAACCCUAUUCUAUAAUACAGAUCUUGAAGAAUCUAAAUUCAUUGACUGUCUGUUUAUCAACACUACAUUCCUGCACAAUAAGAAAGGAUGUCAGAUUAACUAUGAUGAAGACUACAGUGCCUACUGGAUAUAUUUUGUCAACUUCCUUGGAACGCUGGCUGUGUUGCCGGGAAAUAUUGUCUCCGCGUUGCUCAUGGAUAGAAUUGGACGUUUGACAAUGUUAGGUGGCUCCAUGGUUCUCUCUGGGAUCAGCUGCUUUUUCCUGUGGUUUGGGAACAGUGAAGCCAUAAUGAUUGGGAUGCUGUGCCUGUACAAUGGUCUAACCAUUUCCGCAUGGAACUCCCUUGACGUCAUCACCGUAGAACUUCUGCCAACUGACAGGAGAGCCACAGGAUUCGGAUUCCUGAAUGCCCUGUGCAAAGCUGCUACGGUACUUGGAAAUCUGAUCUUCGGCUCCUUGGUGGGUAUAACCAAAUCGAUCCCGAUUCUGUUGGCGUCCACUGUCCUCGUCUGCGGUGGCUUGGUGGGACUCCGACUUCCUGACACAAGGAACCAGGUGCUCAUGUGAUUCGGAACAGCCGUCCAUUGGAUUUUUUGGUGCCCAAUGGCAGUGGUCAAGUGAAAUGUUUGAAUAACAAGAUCCGUUGCGUAGACAAACAACUAAUUGUUACACACAAGUACUUCCUCUUUGCUUUCCCUUUAGGUUCCGUGCGGUUUACAUUUUCCUUUCUCGACUGUACACACUCUCACCUAAUUCAAAGCCAUGUAUUUAAUAAGGCUUCAGCCCACGAUUGUCCGUAUUACUGAUAGACCAAGAAGCGACAGUGAACCUAGUCUGACAGUGGGCUUUUUAUCCAACAUGUCUCCACUUAUUAGAUUUACCCUCUCAUCUAUAUAUCUAAGUCAAUUUGAAUUCUUCAGUCGCAGUGAAUCAUAUAAUCUGUCACAUUAGUAAAGUUUUGAGGCAACGCUGAUGGAAAAUAAUGGCACAUAAUUCAUCCUAACAAGAUAUUUAUAGAAUCCGUGAUGUGAAAUAAUUCCAUUUCUUAAUAUUCACUAAAUCAGUAAGUUGCAUUUUUCAUUAUAUUUUCAAUGGGCAAUGUCGGUAUAGAUCGGAGUAGAGGAUCUUAUGAGAAGUUAAUCAUCGUCUCUAAUCCUUGUUGCUAAUUUUAUGUCAUUGUAGACUGCAUACUUGCCCGUGGCUCUAGAUUCCACCCUUGUGGUAAUGAUGAAUGAACCAUUUGCCAAUUGUAAGCGGUGUCCCAAAGAAAUGAAAACUGUGGACUUGUGCAUUUCCACUAAUGCUGUCCAAACACAUUUAUUAACAAUAGAUCUGAAACAUCAAACCACUUUGAUAAAAUUAAUUCUUGAGGUUUUUUUUCUCCAGAAAUUACAAUAGGGUGUUAGAGGCAGCUGAGAGGAAUUUCUGGCCAUAGUUUUGCAUUUGCUAACUUUUUUUUUCAGAAAAUACUGUAGGAUGGUGGUAGUACAAUUACCAGUGCCCUUAUAAUGCAAAAUAUGAACUUUUUAAACACAUUUUCUCAUUUGAUGUAAUAUUGCUGUCAAUUUUUUUCCUUUUUAUUUUUUCCUGAAAAGUAAUACAUUUCUGAUUUUCUAGCAAAAAUGCACUCAAAUAAUUUUAAACAAAGAAUAUAUACACAUUAUUCAAUUAAUUAUAUUAUUUUACAUAUAUUAUAGUAUGUAAAGGAAUUUCAUUGUGCAUUCCUUUCCUAUAAGAAAAGAAUUACGUUGGAAUUUAUUUUUAGCCAUCGUACUCAACCUCUGAUAAAUUGGUUCCACUGAAGUGAAAAAAUAAAUAAUUCCAGACGCAGAGGAUAACAAUCAGUUAUUAUUAUUUUAGAGAUCUUCAAUAAUACUCCAAAAUCAAAACAUUAAUUAGAUUUCAUGAAAGGCAUUGACUGCGUGACCAAAACCCUAUAGAGUGUUCAUUUGAAACCUGAAUGGCCUUCGACCUCAUGUUUGUCUGUAAAAUAUGCAUUGUGCCUCUUGUAGUUUGAAUUAUAUAUAAAAUAUUUCAAGUGAAUUCGUAAAAGCGGAGCUGAAUAGGAAUGCCCAAAACAUUAAUACAAUUUCAUGAUGAUUCCAACAUUUAUUUCGCUCAGAGCGUAGUUCCUUCGUAGCGUAGUUUUGUGGUGAAUAGUCAAGCAUUAGCCAGGGAUUUCCUUGGAGCAACUCUUGCAUUUUUCUCCUGGCUUUCAAGUGUGAUUUUAGUGUAGGUUAGAGAUACAGCAUGGAAACAGGCCACUCGGCCCACCGAGUCCGUGCCGGCCAGCGAUCCCCGCAUAUUAACACUACCCUACACACACUAGGGACAAUUUACAUUUUAUACCAAGCCAAUUAACCUACAAACCCGCAAGUCUUUGGAUGUCUGUGGAAUUCUCUGUCUCAGAGGGCGGUGGAGGCCGAUUCUCUGGAUACUUUCAAGAGAGAGCUAGAUAGGGCUCUUAUAGAUAGUGGAGACGGGGAAUAUGGGGAUAAGGCAGGAACGAGGUACUGAUUGGGGAUGAUCAGCCAUGAUCACAUUGAAUGGUGGUGCUGGCUCGAAGGGCCAAAUGGCCUCCUCCUGCACGUAUUGUCUAUUGUCUAUUGUCUAUUGGAGGUAGACAAAAAUGCUGGAGAAACUCCGCGGGCACACCAGCAUCUAUGGAGCAAAGGAAGUAGGCAACGUUUCGGGCCGAAACCCUUCUUCAAUCUAUUGUCUAUUGUCUAUUAUCUCAGAGAAAACCCUCGCAGGUCACAGGGAGAACGUACAAACUCCGUACAGAUAAGCACCCAUGGUCGGAAUUGAACCUGGGUCUCUGGCGCUAUGUGCUGUAAGCAGCAACGUUACCGCUGCGCCACCGUGUCGACCAUGAUGGAAGGUCUAGACCACAGGCAGCUGGGAGGAAUGUCUUACCAUAGUUUUGCAUUUGCCAACUUCUUUCUUCCAUUAGACAUAGUGAACUGCACAGCUGGUUUUCAGCUUUGGACUUUCUCCUUUAAUGUACUAUUGCUGUGCAGUCUUCCUUGCUCAUGCUCUUCUGAAAAAUAAACAGGAAAUGUAAGCAGUUUGAUUUUGUAUCUACAUAGCCCAAUGUAGAUCACUCCAGCCCACUAACAGUACAGUGUUCAUAUCAUUUUUGAUAAUCUGGGACAGGAAUAACACAACAGAUGGCUGGUUAUUUUUUUCCACACAGAACAGCAAGCACCUGAAACAGUCUAAAAAAGGCCCAAAGUUAUUCUCAAAAACAUCAUUCUUUUUUGUUUAAAUUGUAAGACUAAUGGAUACAUCUUAAAGUUCAAUGUUGAGAGUGGAAAUUCAGCUAUUCUGUGAUUUAUCACCUGUCUGUUGAGCCUUUUACCUUCUAGCGAAUAAAUAAUUUAAAAAAACACGCAGGUGUUAAAAAUCUGAAAUAAAAAGAGAAAUGUCAGAGCAGGUCAGGCAGCCCUGGAAGGAGAAAUAAGAGACCACCUCUCAGAUCAAAGACCCUUCAUCACCCUUUAAAGUGAGGGGGGAAAGAUUUAAUAGGAAUCUGUGUAACUUUCUCACACAAAGGGUGGUGGGUGUACGGAACAAGCUGCCAGAGGAGGUAGCUGAGGCAGGGACUAUCCCAACAUUUGAGAAACAGUUAGACUGGUACAUGGACAGGACAGGUUUGGAGGGAUAUGGGCCAAACGCAGGCAGGUGGGACUAGUUUAGCUGAGACAUGUUGGUCGGUGUGGGCAAGUUGGGCCGAAGGGCUCUGUUACACUGUAUCACUCUAUCAGAACAUUUAACAGAGAAAAUAAAACCCAAUGUGCUUCUCAAAAACAUUUCCAAAGAAAGAUUAAUUGACAAGACCAAUGAAUGUACUUCACAACUCUUGGUAAGACAAUCUAAUGUUGGUUGGAAAUGUAAACGUUCUUGGGUUCAUAUUUAUUAUUGUCACGGGCACUGAGCUACAGUGAAAAGCUUCUUUUUUUUUAAUGCUAUCGGAUCAAAUCAGAUAAUACUACACAUAAAUACAAUCAAGCCAAACUCAAGUACACGAGGUAAGGAUACAGAGUACAGAAUAUAGUUCUCAGCGUGUAGUGCAUCAGUUGCAUAGACAAAGUCCCUUGUCCACAAUGGGGUAGAGAGGAAUCAGACAGUAUCAUUGGUAUCAUUUAAAAAUAAAUUGGAUAGGCAUAUGGAUGAGAAGGGAAUGGAGGGUUAUGGUACGAGUGCAGGCAGGUGGGACUAAGGGGAAAAAAAAUUGUUCGGCAUGGACUUGUAGGGCCGAGAUGGCCUGUUUCCGUGCUGUAAUUGUUAUAUGGUUAUAUGGUUAUAUGGUAGUAUCCUAGCUUAUGGAAAGACCAUUCCGAAGCCUGAUAACCAUGGGGAAGAAGUUAUUCCUGUUAACAAGUCUUUGAUCUGAGACGUUGAUGCUCUUUCCAUGGAUUUUGCCUGACCUGCUAAAGUGUUCACAACGUAUUUUGUUCUUCUUCCUUUCUUGUGAAGCCAGGGGAAUGAGGAGAGGAAUAAAUGUCGGGUUUAUACAGGCUACCGAUCUGAUAUCAUCCCUCUUCCAUCCAGCGGGAUUGCAAAUCCUGCCUAUUACUCCCAUCCUUUAUUCAGAAUGCAAGGUAGUCGUUAGAAAAUAGUUGCUGCAAGCUAUCAGCAGAAGUGUGAUGAUUGCGGCUCUCAGCAGAGGAAUACAACUAAACAUUCCCCAGAACUGGAAACAUGAGGCAACAUGUUAGCAAAAUAUUCCCAGCAUUGCAAAGAUGGGCGUGAUUCUGGGAUAUUCUGUUUCCUUUACUUGGAUCCACAUAGGCUUUUGCAAAGAUUCUUCCAAUGACAAGUAUACUUCUUCUACUUCAACUCUUCUGCCCUGUAAAAUCUUAACCUGGUCUGAGGAAUUUAAUCUGUGGGGUAACUUUUUCACACAAAGGGUGGUGGAUGUACGGAAUGUGCUGCCAGAGGAGGUAGUUAGGGCAGGGACUAUCCCAGCGUUUAAGAAACAGUUGGACAGAUACAGGUUUGGAUGGGGUAUGGGCCAAAUGCAAGCAGGUGGGAUGAGUGUAGCUGGGAUAGGUUGGAUGGUGUGGGCAAGUUGGGCCGAAGGGCCUGUUUCCACACUGUAUCACUAUGACUCUAUCUAUGACUCUAUCAGAAAUGGAUUUUGGGCUUGCUUACUUUUAUUUUGCUUUCACUGGCAAAUGGAGAGCAAUGGAAUGAUGGCCUCUAUUCACUCUAAAGUGUUUUACUAUUCCUGCGAUUACCUCAGUGGAGUUUAUUUCUGAGGGAGCGUGCAACACGCUGAUGUGACUUCACGGUGUGUUUAGCACCAUUGUCUGGGAAUCAGUUUUGAGGCUAAUGUUUGCAGGAUUCUGACCUCCAGUGGACAAAACAAACAUGGCAAUACAGCUUUGUCCCACCUCUCCCCACCGCUCUUUUCCAGCUUUCUCCCCUCACUCCUAGCAGUCUGAAGAAGGGUCCUGACCCAAAACAUUGUCUGUCCAUUCCCUCCACAGAUGCUGCUUGACCCGUCGAGUUUCUCCAGCACUUUGUGUUUUCUUUUCGAUGUUAUAACAAAUUGGCUCAAUAUUUGAAUCAAAUAGUGACCUGACUGAAGAAGGGUCUCGACCUGAAAUGUUGCCUAUUCCUUUUCACUAGAGAUGCUUCCUGACCUACUGAGUUACUCCAGCACUUUUCUAACACCGGGUCAAUACAAUAUUGAUUCAGCUCAAGAAUGUAUUUACAAUAUUUGACACUAUUUAACCGUUUUCAGCAAAUUAAUUGUCAAGAUAAAUACCUUCAGUUUUUUUUAAUCUUGCAUAAUUUUUUUACCAUAUGUUAAUUUGAAGUGAAAUUUAAACAUAUGUGGAGGGUCAUUAAUUUUGUUCCGAAUUCUUCCUCUCAUGAUGGUACCUGUCUUCAUUUUGACAUUUUGCCCAAGAUUCAUUUUCUGAGCAACCAUAUCUCUGCAGAAUUUGUAUUUAUUUUUUUAAUGUGGUUUGUGUAUGGGCAGCACAGUGGUGCAGUUGGUAGAGCUCCUACCUCUCAGUGCCAGAGACCCGGGUUCGAUCCUGAACUGGGGCUCUGUCUGUGUGGAGUUUGCAUGGUCUCGCUGAGACCAUGUGGGUUUCUGCCGGAUGCUCCGGUUUCCUCCCUUACACGAAAGAGGUACCAAUUCAUAGGUUAAAAAGCCUCUGUAAAUUGCUGCUGGUGUGGAGAAAGUGGAUGUAAAAGUGGGAACUAGUGCAAACUAGAGUGAUCGAUGACCGGCAUGUUUCCAUGCUGUAUCUUUCAAUCAAUUCACGUAAUCAAAAACAAUAUAACAAUUCUAGCCUAAUCCUCUAAACAGCCAGAAUCCAUUGAGACCAUAAGGACCAUAAGAAAUAGGAGCAGAAUUAGGCACUUUGCCCCAUCGAGCUCACUGCCAUUUGACCAUGGCUGAUCCAUCUUUCCCUCUCAAUCCCAUUCUCCCACUUUCUCCCUGUAAUCUUUGUCAUCUUUACUAAUGAAACCUCUAAAAAAAGACAAAACAUCCAAGAAGAUCUUGAAGAAUCUUUCAAUACAAACUUGGAGUUCUCUUUUUAUUACUUACAGUAGACACCAGGUUUCCAUUCUGAGCUCCAUAUCCAGAAUUUUCUAUCUAAAUAUUCCAAUCAAGGCAGCGAUUUUUCCUUCUUAUUGCCAGGUUUAAACCUUAUGGGGUAUCAGAGCUGUCUCCUGAGAAAUGCACGAUAACUGCAAAAUCCCCGUUAUUCUGCGUAGAACGAUAUUUUCUUGCCUCUGUGUGAAAACUGAAAUAUUUUGUCUUUAACUUCCUUGUGUCUUAGUGUUUUAAAUAUGUGUAGGUGUCUGUAGAUCUAGUAUAUAAACGUGAGAACUCACUGCAGUUGUUCCUCUACAUUUGUGAACUUUAACCUAUCUCUGCCAGGGUCAUCGCCAGAAUUUAGUUGGCCAGAGGGACAAAGCGCUUUAGAAAGUCUAUAGUAUAAUAUUUCAACAAUUAAAUUUGUGUAGUAUACAAAUUUAUAAGAUUGUACAGUCAGCUCCUGUAGAUUCUCACACACACGAUGCAUAUGCAAUUUGUAGAUUCAUCAAUAGUAAAGAAAUAAAGACCUACAACUGCUAAAUAACCAUUCGACAAACUAUUCAUAAAUUAUAUGUAACCUAUUUAGAGUCUUAUAACUUAAAUCCAAUGCUAUCCAAUAGGAUAAGUGAAAAAUCCUAUGGUUGUUCUUGGUAUUGCCUAUGAAUCUUGUGUAUAUAGAUAAGAGUAACGCAAUACUACCAUUAGUAUUAUUAGGACAUUUUCUACAAAUAUAACGGGAUGGGGAAAACACGAGUGCAACAGAAUUUGUUAAUCAGAAUGCCUCUGUAAAACAGAUCUCACAUUAGAUGUAAGUACUUCAGCACAGUCACUUUACUAGCUUCUGAAUAUAGUUCGGCAUGCGAUUUCCAGUGUGACGUUUGUGGGGGGAGAGGGUGGGGGGGGGUACACUUUGUAUGCGUUUGCUGAAAAGAUGGACGGCAACUUUUGUACAUUAAUGGAAAGUAAUUUUGUGUCUACUCACCCUUUAGUGGAAAAGGCACAUGAUGUGGUGCAAGUGUUAACACAAGCAAAACCAAACAGUCUAGCUGUAUAUACAAUACAAUACGGUUUUAUUUGUUACAUUGCACAUAAAGUGCAAGUGAAAUGAAAUAUACUGUGCAGAUCAUGUGAUGCGGUUAACAACAAUUUGUUAUAAGUUGUAAUGCAACUGGUAACUGAAGACGCAAACGGUGGAGUUUUAGCAAAUUAAUGUAUAUUCCGUUUUCCUGUGCUUUGAGAUAUAUUUUCGGUUUUGAGCAGUGUCAUUAAUUGAAGAGGUAAUAACUGUUUAUUUAUACUUAUAGUCGACAGCCUGCAAAUGUAUUCAACGGCCCUCAUUGAAACUAUAAAACAUUAAUGAUGAAAGCAAAGAUCAUUAUCCAGAAGUGAAACGCACCCCCUGUGAUCUUGUAAUAUAACCACGUUCUAAAGUCAAACUAGGACAUUCUAAACACAGGUUACCUCAUGAUUACCUGAAAAAUGAAUACAUUUAAAAAUGUUGCGCUAUAACUCAGCUUCUAAAUAAAUACAUACAUGUAUAUACCACUCUUUUAAUUCCUGUUUGUCCCAUCAAGUGUUGUUUUCUUGCCAUCUUUAAUAUAAAAACUGUAUGGCACUGGGAUCAAUAUCUCACUGAUCAUGAAUGAACAUUUGACUUCAAGAAAUGGCGGAACUUCUUCAGUUGGAAUGAAACGCUAACAUUUAGGUUGAUCCAAUGUUCAGGUUAAAGUAUUAUAGUUUUACAUUUUCUUACACGACAAUGCUGCGACUCCCUUUAACAUUGCAACGAUACAAGAUACCUCCCAAUCUCCCCAUUGUCCUGUGAAUCAAACCAUCCCUCCCUGACUCUCGCACAACCAUCACAUCUUUAGUGAUGAGGGAUUCCAGCAACAGGCGGGAAGAUUCCCCUUGGAGCCAAGAACUUUGAGAGGACCUUUGUUGGAAGUGCAUAGAAUCAUGAUGGAUUUAGACAAGGUAAAAUGAGGGAAGUUACUCCAAGAAGUACAAGUUGCAAGAAGCUAUGGGCACAGAUUUAAAAGUUGCCUAUGGAAAGCCAGAGAUACGCCCAGAAUUUUUUAAUGCAGAGGCUGCAUCUGAAUUGAAACUCACUACCUUUACGGAUGGAGAAAGCUGAAUCAUUCAGAGUUUUUAAAGAGGACUGGGAAGAAAAGAAGAGAAUAUAUAGGCAAAAUAUGUGGGAAGUAAGGAAUGUUUUUAAUACCAAGACUUGUUCUGAUCUGGAACUCGCUAUCUUUACCGGUGGUGAAACCAGAAUCAAUCAGAGGCUUUAUCAAGAAAGGGCAAUAUCACGCAGAGUUUUCAGAGAGAAUAGGGAAGAGAAUAAUUUGCAAAAUAUAUGGAAAGACUGAGGAAAUGGUAUUGAUGGGAAUGGUGGUUUAGACUUGAUGGGCUGAAUAAACCCAUUCUGUGCCAUAACACUUCUAUGAUUCUGAAAUAUUUUCCCUGCAGCCUCAGUAUUUUUUUUUAAAUAAGCAGUGUCUUUGAGCGAUUGAUUAUAUAUUUAAGCAAGUCAACAAACCUUGAUUAACAAUGGAUAAUGAUCAGUCGCUAGGCUUGCACACAACUGUUUUUACGCCAAUGGUGCCAUCAAAAUUAACACACGAUGAAACCAAUUUGCCCCUUCUCCAUCUGCUCCCCACUUUCAGUAACUUUCAGCUCAUGCCAUCAUAGAAACAUAGAAACAUAGAAAAUAGAAAAUAGGUGCAGGAGGAGGCCAUUCUGCCCUUCGAGCCUGCACCGCCAUUCAUUGUGAUCAUGGCUGAUCGUCCCCUAUCAAUAACCCGUGCCUGCCUUCUCCCCAUAUAACCCUUGACUCCACUAGCCCCUAGCGCUCUAUCUAACUUUCUAUUAAAUCCAUCCAGUGACUUGGCCUCCACUGCCCUCUGUGGCAGGGAAUUCCAUAAAUUUACAACUCUCUGGGAGAAAAAGUUUUUUCUCACCUCAGUCUUGAAUGACCUCCCCUUUAUUCUGAGACUGUGGCCCCUGGUUCUGGACUCACCCAACAUAGGGAACAUUUUUCCUGCAUCUAGCUUGUCCAGUCCAUUUAUAAUUUUUAUAUGUUUCUAUAAGAUAUCCCCUCGUCCUUCUAAACUCCAGUGAAUAAACUCCAUUGAUGACACGUUUUAAAUGAAAAGCUGAAAGUAAACUGUGGAAAUGGAUGAUCGGCCUCAUCAGUCCGUGACACUGUGUGUUAGACCAUUCACGGGGGGAGCCUCCAAAGAAGACACUGUUGAAGCAAUUAAACAAGUUAUGUUUCUCAUUUGCAUGGGUGAUCAAAUAAAUCAAGUUUGAAUGCUCCCAGGCAUAGAGUUGUCCAAUUUUCAAUCAUAAUGUUCUGAUUUCUUUCAUAUUAUUGUACAGUUUGUCUUCAUGCUAUUUUAUGGAUAUGAUGUCACUGUGAUAUGGAUUAAUAAAACAACAUUAUUUUAUGAUAACUCGACCAGAUUACAUUUGAUAGAAUUUAUAAUGAUUGUAAAGUAUUAUGUAUGGUUAUUUGCAAACUUUGAGAUCAAGUUGGGUAUUGCUUCCAGCAAUAGCCUUGCACUGCUACGAUUUUGUUUAACUUUGACUGAAAUUGACUAAUGUUGUUCCAUUUUACGAUCAAUGGUGGAUGAGGCUCCAAUAUGUAUUGUCCUUGUAUUCUUUCUAAUGGUAUAAUAUUAAAGAAUACCACACACGUAACUAUAACCUAUUGGACCAGUAUGUAACCAGUAUUACAGACACAAAACAGAUGAUUUAAGGGGCUUAAGAAUAUCUAUUACCUUAAUUUAAAAAGUACUAUAUUUGACUCUCCUGUUCUUAAUGUUGGCGAUGUCCCUGACUGCAAUGCAUCUGUUCAUAGUCAGGUUUGGGCAAAAUAAACCCCACCGCUCAUCUACUCUAUACGCUUGCUCUUGUGUGUCAGCUGCUUGUGUAUAAUUUUUCCUUUAUCUUUCUGUUAAUGUUAUCCAAAAACUGGGAUGAAUAUUGCUUGUAUGCUGCAACUAAUCAAUUGGAUUUCAGUACACUAGAUCUACAGUGUGUUGAUCGUUGAUCGUUGAUCUCCUAAGUUGUGUCUAUACUUGUGAAAGGGCAUGUCAAAUGUAGAAUGACUGUAUGUACAGUGUAAAUUAAAAAAAAAAAAUGUGGGACUGUGUAUAAAAAGAAUUGCCAAAAUAAAUAUCAUCGGUGUAAUGAAUAAAAAGGUUCAACGUGAGCCAUUUGGAACCAAGAGCGUUUUUGCUCUGUGGUAUUAAAAUAAAUAAAAUCAACAAUGUUCUAAGUAGAAAUUAUUUGAAAUUGUGUUUUUGUUGAGCACUCAAGUUAAUUAGCUGAUGGAAGGAAUCGCAGAGGAGGGAAUACAUUGGCAGCAGAGUAAAAAUAGAUUAUUUUUCAAUACUUCCAGGAUUUUGCCACAAAAGUCCGAAAGCAUUGCAUCAGGCCCUUCAGCUUACAGCAUGGAAACAGGUCUUUUGGGAAUCGAGAACCAAAGGACAUAGGUUUAAGGUGAGAGGGGAAAGAUUUAAUAGGUACUCGAGGGGCAACUUUUUCUCACAAAGGGUGGUGGGUGCAUGGAACGAGCUGCCGAAAAUGGUAGUUGAGGCAGGUACUAUUGCAACGUUUAAGAGACAUCCAGACAGGUAUAUGGAUAGGAUAAGUUUAGAGGGAUAUGAGCCAAAUGCAGGUAGGUGAGACUAGUGUAGAUGGGAUAUGUUGGUUGGCGUGGACAAGAUGGGCCGAAAGGCCUGUUUCCUUGUGAUAGGACUCUGACUAUGACUUUCUCCAUGCCAACUAGGAGACCAGCCCCAUCUAGGCUGGUCCCAUUUGCCUAUAACCAUAUAAUAUAACCAUAUAACAAUUACAGCACGGAAACAGGCCAUCUCGACCCUUCUAGUCCGUGCCGAACACUUAUUCUCCCCUAGUCCCAUGUACCUGCGCUCAGACCAUAACCCUCCAUUCCCUUCCCAUCCAUAUAACUAUCCAUUUUAUUUUUAAAUGAUAAAAACGAACCUGCCUCCACCACCUUCACUGGAAGCUCAUUCCACACAGCUACCACUCUCUGAGUAAAGAAGUUCCCCCUCAUGUUACCCCUAAACUUCAGUCCCUUAAUUCUCAAGUCAUGUCCCCUUGUUUGAAUCUUCCCUACUCUCAGUGGGAAAAGCUUUUCCACGUCAACUCUGUCUAUCCCUCUGAAGCAUUCCUAUCCACCGUGCCUGUCCAAGGGUCUUUUUAAAACAAUGUUCAUUGGUCCUUUUUAUAACAUGAUCUUAAGAACAAAUUUCUGACCUCAUUCUGUAACAGAUAUCUAUUUGAAAUGCCAGGUCCCGUUUCGUUCUCAGUGGCAUUCAAAUGUACGCAAUAACAUUUUCCUCUUCAUUUACUUCUUUUCGAUCUGGCCUUGGUGUCAAGGCCAGCAUCUGUAUUGACCAGAAAAGAAUAGGUUAAAUAUAUUAAAAUAUUUUAAAUUUCAGUCUGGAGAAGGGUCUCGACUUGAAACGCCACCCAUUCCUUCUCUCCAGAGAUGCUCCCGAUCCCGCUGAGUUACUCAUAGAAACAUAGAAACAUAGAAAAUAGGUGCAGGAGGAGGCCAUUCGGCCCUUCGAGCCAGCACCACCAUUCAUUGUGAUCAUGGCUGAUCGUCCCCUAUCAAUAACCCGUGCCUGCCUUCUCCCCAUAUCCCUUGACUCCACUAGCCCCUGGAGCUCUAUCUAACUCUCUCUUAAAUCCAUCCAGUGAUUUGGCCUCCACUGCCCUCUGUGGCAGGGAAUUCCAUAAAUUCACAA